UCCUUCCCUCCCGCCGCUGCCUGGACUCCGUUCAGCCGCAACUUCCUGCCGGGUGCUGGGGAACCGUGCACAUUUCGGGGGUCCCCCGGAGUCUGGUGCUCGCAGCGGGCGGAGGCUGGGACCGCGGGGCGGCCAGCCGUGGGCGGGAGUGGCUGGCGGCCUCUGCGGCUUCCGAGAGCGACUUUCAAACUCGAGCCCGCUUCGCGGCGCCACCUGGGCAGCCCCGCGCGCCUGGCGCGUCGCGAGCCGGCGGGGCGGCCACCGCUUGAAUCUUCCCGAGGUGACAGUCCCAGGCAGCGAUGCCAGGAUGCCCGUCUCUACUGCCCUCCACCAAGAUGGCAGCCAGGAGCGGCCACCGAGCCUGAUGUCCACCACCUCUUCAUCCGGCUCCUCCCGUGACAGCCACAGUGCCAUGGAGGAGCCCACUGGCUCUGAGGCUUCAGCCCAGAAUGGGACAGGCUCCCCUUGGGGCAGGCAUGUUCCCAACAGCAACAACAACUCCAGCGGCUGGCUGAACAUGAGGGGACCCCUCUCCCCAUUCAAUGGCCGCGCAGGGACAGGUCCUGCCCACCACAAGCUCAGCUACCUGGGCCGGGUGGUGAGAGAGAUUGUGGAAACAGAGCGCAUGUAUGUGCAGGACCUACGGAGCAUUGUGGAGGACUACCUCUUGAAGAUCAUUGACACUCCCGGGCUUCUGAAGCCAGAGCAAGUCAGCGCCCUCUUUGGGAACAUAGAGAGCAUAUAUGCACUGAACAGCCAGCUUCUCAGAGACCUGGACAGCUGCAAUAGUGACCCUGUGGCAGUAGCCAGCUGCUUCGUGGAAAGGAGCCAAGAGUUUGAUAUAUAUACUCAGUAUUGCAACAACUACCCCAACUCCGUGGCAGCCCUCACAGAGUGCAUGCAAGACAAGCAGCAAGCCAAGUUCUUCCGAGACCGACAGGAGCUGCUGCAGCACUCCCUGCCUCUGGGCUCCUACCUGCUGAAGCCGGUCCAGCGCAUCCUCAAGUACCACCUGCUGCUCCAGGAAAUUGCCAAACAUUUUGAUGAGGAAGAGGAUGGCUUCGAGGUGGUAGAGGACGCCAUUGACACCAUGACAUGCGUGGCCUGGUACAUCAAUGACAUGAAGAGGAGGCAUGAACAUGCAGUUCGGCUACAGGAGAUCCAGUCACUGCUCAUUAACUGGAAGGGUCCAGACCUGACCACCUAUGGGGAACUGGUCCUGGAAGCCACCUUUCGUGUACACCGCGUGCGCAACGAGAGAACGUUCUUCCUCUUCGACAAGAUACUGCUCAUUACCAAGAAGCGAGGCGAUCACUUUGUCUACAAGGGUCACAUUCCGUGCUCCUCACUGAUGCUGAUCGAAAGCACCAGGGACUCUCUGUGCUUCACUGUCACCCACUAUAAGCACAGCAAACAACAAUACAGUAUCCAGGCCAAGACAGUGGAGGAGAAACGGAGCUGGACUCACCACAUCAAGAGGCUCAUCCUGGAGAACCACCAUGCCACCAUACCCCAGAAGGCCAAGGAAGCCAUCUUGGAAAUGGACUCCUAUUAUCCCAGUAGGUAUCGCUGCAGCCCAGAGCGGAUGAAAAAGGCUUGGUCCUCCCAGGAUGAGGUGUCUACCCACGUGCGCCAAGGGCGUCGGCAGUCUGAGCCUGGUCAUACCCUGUUCAGCCGGGCAACACUUCCCAGCAGGCAGCAGCAAGGAUUCGAGAUGCCAGGCCUUAAGGGCCGUAGAAAGUCGGAGCCUACCAGACACCUGCUCAGGCAACUGAGUGAGAAAGCAGCCAGAGCAGCGGGAAUGAAGCAUGCAGGCAGUGCUGGAGCCCUCCUGGACUUUGAGCAGCCACGCCAUGCACAGGAGCAGCGGCCAGAGGCUCAGGGGGCUGCUGGGGAGGAACUUGAGGAAGAGGAGGAAAUAGUGGAGGAGGAAGAGCAGCAGCAGCAGCAGACCUUCCCGGCCUCCCUGGAGGACAUGGCAGGGCAUGAUGGCAGCGAGAAGGUGCCUGGGCCAGAGCUCCCGGGCUCGGAGGAGGAGGAAGAGAGUCUGGCAGUGGCGGAGCAGGUAGCUGACUUUGCCAGCUCCCUGCUGGCCGCCCUCCACUGCUGGCACUAUCGGGCCAACGCUUUACUUUUCUCCCGGGGUGCUAUGGGGAAGAGACACAGGGAGUCUGAAGGCUCUAAAAGCUGCAGAAGGCCCAGUAAGCAGUCUCCAACCAGUGCGGAGAAACGCCUGAGCUUGGAGUCUGUUUCUUCCCUGCCAGAGGUGAGCAGUCAGCAGGUUGAGACAGAUCCUGAGCCUGGGGCUGAACAGGAGGUCUUUACUGCCUUGGAAGAUCCCAGCACUGAGGAGAUGCCUUCAGACCCAGAAUUUCCAGAAGCCCUGGAGACACAGCUUCAUGCCCCCAAGGGGCUGCUAGGAGUGGACAACCCAGCUGGUGUGGUGGACUUUGUGGAGCCUGAGGGGUCUGAAGACCUUAAAGCCCUGAGUAGUGAGGAGGAAGAAGAGGAAGAAAUGGGAGCUGCCCAGGAACCUGAGAGCCUCCUGCCACCCUCUGUGCUAGACCAAGCCAGUGUCAUUGCUGAGCGGUUUGCCAGUAGCUUCUCUCGGCGGAGCAGUCUGGCAGUAGAAGAUGGCAAAUCAAGUGGCCUAGGGACACCACGGCUCAUCAGCCGGAGCAGCAGUGUGCUUAGCCUGGAGGGCAGUGAGAAGGGCCUAGCCCGAUGGAGCAGCAUUGGGGACUCCCUCAGCAACCUGCCCACCUCAGAAGUGAUCAUUGGUCCAGACACGGUCACAGACAAUGGCCCCUCUGUCAAUGGGACAGAAUCUCCAAGUGCAGGCUCAAGUUGCCCCGCAGAACAGGACAGAUCUUCCUGCAAGAAAAAAGAAUCAGCAUUGUCUACCCGAGACCGACAGCUGCUGGACAAAAUUAAGAACUACUAUGAAAAUGCGGAGCACCACGAUGCGAGCUUCAGCAUCCGUCGGCGGGAGAGCCUCUCCUACAUCCCUAAAGGACUGGUACGCAGCUCUGUGUCCAGGUUCAACAGCCUUCCCAAGCCUGACUCAGUGCCAGCAGCUCCAGUUGGGUCCAAGAAGCCAGGGAGUUCUCGGCCGGCCUCAUGGACCUUGUUUGACCUCCCAGGUCCCAGCCGGACAGACGAAGGGGACCCAGCUCCUGUCACAGAUGCUGAGUUCCGCCCUUCUUCAGAAAUGGCAAAGAUAUGGGAAAGAAUGGAGUCUUCGGAGAGGGAGAGAAGUCCACGGACGGGGUCUGGCCAGAGCCAGGCCAAUGGCUUCGAGCUACAGGAGCCACUGUUCAUCUUGGAGGAACAUGAGCUGGGGGCCAUCACUGAGGAGUCUGCUGUCGCCUCUCCAGAAAGUGCCUCCCCCACUGAGCAACCAAGCCCAGCCCACCUGGCCCGGGAGCUCAAAGAACUGGUGAAAGAGCUGAGCAGCGGUGUUCAGGGGGAACUGGUUACCCCAUUGCACCCCCGUAUUGUGCAGCUCUCCCACGUGAUGGACAGCCAUGUGAGUGAGCGUGUCAAAAACAAGGUGUACCAGUUGGCCCGCCAGUACAGCCUCCGAAUUAAGAACAUCAAGGCUGCUAGGCCACCUCUACCAUGGGAAAAAGCUACUCCUGACAGGGAUGAGCAGACCCCUUCCAUUUCUGGCCUGCUUGAGGAAGCUGGAGAGCUGUCAGGGGGCAAAGCCAGGAGGAAGCCUGUGCUGUCCCUCCUUAGCUACGAGCAGCUGGUGGCUCAGGAGCAUGGCACCUCCAAGUCUUCCUCUGCUGUGGAGGCCUCUCCACGCCGUUUCUCCUUCAGCCCUCCUGCUGUCAGCCCAAGAACCACCACCUCACCCGGGUCUCGGUCCUCCGCUCGGAGCCCCCUCAGCCCCUUUGACACGGAGACCUUCAACUGGCCUGAUGUCCGGGAGCUCUGCUCCAAAUAUACCUCCCACGACAAGACUGCUCAGGCGGAGAGCAGCUGGCCCCGUAGCCUGCUGGUCAACAGGAGCCGCUCCUUGCCUGAGAACAUUGUAGAACCUCCUAUGUCUGGCAAGGCGGACCACUGCUGCAGCCUGAACACCAAGAGGCUCCAGGGAGAUGGGGAGGCCUCCCAGCCUCCACCUCCUGAGUCUCCUCCCGACAGCCGGCUGAAUGGAGGUGACGCCCUGUAUGUCACUGCAGACCUUACCCUGGAGAACAACCAGCGAGUGAUCAUCAUGGAGAAGGGGCCCCAUCCUAGUUCCACCACGGGGCUGGAAGAAGGCAGUGGGAAGGAGCCAAGUUCCCCAGUGGCUUUGAAGGGACGAGGCCAAGGUUUCCAAGAGUCUAUAGAGCUCCAGCCCAAAGAAGACGGUCCCAGGGACUCAGCAGACACAAACAAACAGGGCAGAGUGAGAAACCUGAGGGAGAAGUUCCAGGCCUUGAACUCUGUGGGUUGACUGACUCCUGAGAGAGAACAGCCAUGUGGAGGUAGAAAGGACCUGGCGAGCUUGCUCCAGGCCUGGCUCUUAAGGCUGUUCCUCCAUUCUUCUGCAAGAGUGGUUUGGGAAACACGUGUGAACUCACCUGCUACGUGCUGGCUCCUCCCCUCCCCUGUGUGGUCCUAUGAUGACUUUCCUUAGGUCCAGAUGAGCCACUUACGUUCUCUGUAAAUACUUCUCUGAUAAGAAGCCAACUAUUUUAUUUAAGCUUAUUCUGCCCAGGGAAAGCGAGCAGUGCCCUGGCUUUCCUUACUGGCUGGCCACUGCCCGGCUGAGAACAGGGGAGAGACAGGCUUUGCCCUUUAACUGCCUUGUCAUAGGACCCAGGCAGGAAUGGGGCCAAUAAUUUAUUGCUUUAUGUCCUGUGGUAUGUGUGUAUGAGUGAGUGUGUGUCUUGUAAAGAAUGUGAUGGACUUAGUUCAGGUACUCUUGAAGGUUGUCUUGCUGGCCCUUGUGGUUGUUGCUAAUGUACACACAUUUCAUUAUUUACCUAUGGUGCAAUAACCACUGCUGACCAACCAA
This is a messenger RNA of Mastomys coucha (southern multimammate mouse), 5011 nucleotides long. RefSeq names its product pleckstrin homology and RhoGEF domain containing G3 (gene Plekhg3). Gene Ontology annotation, molecular function: guanyl-nucleotide exchange factor activity. The coding region runs from base 308 to 4447 and encodes 1379 amino acids. NCBI's taxonomy places the organism in Eukaryota, Metazoa, Chordata, Mammalia, Rodentia, Muridae. The transcript has 19 exons. The record is from RefSeq and is a predicted model, not a curated record.